CAAUACUUGUCGACAUACUAGCACAUUUUGAGAGGACAAGUUAAAUAUUUGCCUUAUCUACUCGUUGGCUGACUCUGCAUAUUAGAACCUGACUGUGUACACAUAAUUCGCAUGUCAUAGCACGCGUUUUUCAACUUUGAGUCCAUGUUGAUAAGAUAUCCGCGAAGAGCUAGAUUACAUAAGCUCAAAAGAACAAUGUCAGAGACAGCAAACGCCAUGUUUAAGAUCGUCAAAGAAGGUUUUACAGAUGGUUCUCAUUACGACAAAUACAGACCCGACUACACACCGGAAACGACGUCAGCAAUCUUACGUAUGCUCACUGCUGAGCAUGGUGUCAGUGCAGGUGAAAACUGUGACAUUCUUGAACUUGGAGCGGGUACUGGAAAGCUCACAAAGCAUUUGUACAAAGCACUCCCACCCGACCUAAAAUUUGUUGCUUCCGAACCAAUGUCCGAGUUCCUGACAACGCUGCGAGAACGAUGCCCAGGUGUGACCACUGUCAAGUGCACGGCCGACGUUAUACCUUUCCCAGACAACUCUAUCCAGGGCAUUGUUGCGGCGCAGUGUUUCCACUGGUUCGCUAACGAGUCUGCUUUGACUGAAAUAACUAGGGUUCUUAAACCCAAGGGGAGCUUAAUUCUCGUUUGGAAUGUGCCGAACACCGAGGUUGACUGGGUUGACGUUCUCACUAAAAAGGCUUUGACCUUUUACAACGAUGACGAUCCGCAGUAUGUUAGGUUUUGGUGGAAAGACGCUAUAGAUGCAUUUCCUGGACUAGGACUUAAAACCAGGAAACUACUUGACUACCCUACUUCUGAGUAUACCAUAGAUGAAAUGAAGACCUUUUAUUCCACAAUAUCGACAUUCGCCAGCAUGUCGGCGGACGAUAAGGAACACGCUCUGGGAGAAUUAGAGAAGGUCGUGAGAUCUCAUCCAUCCACAGCCGACAAGACAAUACUACAGUAUCCUAGAGUUACUGAUUUAUCGCAAUAUAUAAAGCAGUGA
This is a messenger RNA of Mizuhopecten yessoensis (Yesso scallop), 1005 nucleotides long. RefSeq lists its product as uncharacterized. Gene Ontology annotation, molecular function: S-adenosylmethionine-dependent methyltransferase activity. The record is from RefSeq and is a predicted model, not a curated record. The transcript has 7 exons. Bases 145 to 1005 code for a protein of 286 amino acids. NCBI's taxonomy places the organism in Eukaryota, Metazoa, Mollusca, Bivalvia, Pectinida, Pectinidae.